AUGAGUGAGGCAUUUGAGCAAAUGAAGAUGAUUAAGAUGUUAUGGAGGUGUCUACACCAAAUCAACCUGCCUACCUCACCUACUUUCUUACCAAAGGUGAAGGAUCAAGGGAAGUUCACUCUCCCUUGCACACUUGGGCAUAUUGAGCUUGACAAUGCCUUGGUGGAUUCUGGUGCAAGCAUCAACCUGAUCUCCCUCACAAUGGCAGAGAAGCUUGGCAUUGCUGGAGCAUUGCAGCGCCCACUACUUCAAUCAUGUUUGGAGAUGCAACUUCCAAGUCUCCUCUUGCCUAGAAGAUCAGACUAUUGUGGCACCAUUGAAAGCAUUCCUCUCAGUUCCAAGACUCCUGAAGUUGCCAAGGUUGUGAAGGAAAAGGUUGACAAAGAGCCAAGAGUUGUGAGGGAUAAGGUUGAGAAAGAUAAGGUGGAGAAGGAUCAAAGAGUUGAUAAGGGACCAAGGAUUGAGAAACCACGCCUUGAGAGGCCAAGAGUUGAGAGACCAUGA
Microthlaspi erraticum is the source of this 504-nucleotide messenger RNA. The record is from the annotation of a GenBank genome assembly. Lineage: Eukaryota; Viridiplantae; Streptophyta; Magnoliopsida; Brassicales; Brassicaceae.